This is a messenger RNA of Symphalangus syndactylus (siamang), 2758 nucleotides long. RefSeq lists its product as uncharacterized. The record is from RefSeq and is a predicted model, not a curated record. NCBI's taxonomy places the organism in Eukaryota, Metazoa, Chordata, Mammalia, Primates, Hylobatidae.
UGAAGAGCGCCCCUGACGGACACCAAGUCUGACUGUGAACGGAGGCCGCGGAGGUGCCGGCCCAAGAUGAGUGCGUGAGCUGCACUCCAGCCAGGCGGGCAUCGGGCUCGCAGGCACCCGCCUCCAGGUUCCCGGAUGCCUCGGGGCACACAGACUUUUCCCAGGAGAUUUUCUCAACAUCAGCACCUCUGCAAAUGGAUGCAGAAACCAGGACCAGGUGCCUCGGCAGCAGAACACAGCUCCAUGGGGACACCCGCGUUUACCAACCUCGACCUGCCCAGCCCGGUAGGUCCUUCCUUGAUGAUGGAAUGUUCUAGACGCCGUCUACGGGGUAGCCAACAGCCACGUGUGGCUACUGAGCUCUGGAAACAUGGCCCACGUGACUGAGAACCUGACGUUUUAAUUUCACUGCACUUUAGGCAGCCACAGGCAGCCUGCAGCUCAGUGUGGGAGGCGGGGUCGCACUUGGCUGGGUGGCAGCGGGAUCCGGAGGGCUUGGGGAACCUGGCUUAGUGGCCAAGGUUCUGCAGAGGGGCUGGUCUUUACACAGUUGGGACCACUGCUCACACUGCUGUAGCCAGGAGCCUGGCCCUCCGUGGCACCGCCACUGCCGCUGCUGAACCCGUGUGUGGGAGAAGACAGCACAGGGACCCCGUCUCCAUGGAACCACCAGAUAGAGCAGAUUCAAGUAGUUAAAUAGAAAUGUCGCCUGCAUUUUUUAUUUUGCAAAAAACAUUCAAAAAUAAACACUGUCAACAGCGGAGUCACUGGCGGCUGACAAGGCGAGGGGGUGGCUGUGUGGAUCUGAGCCAACUGCACUUCACAAAAGGAAGCCUGGUGGACGGGAUCGCGGAUGAGACCCUCGGGGCGGUCGCUUCGGGCCCUGGGCACGUGAACCCCUCACAGGAGGCUGUGGGCCGAGGGCUGCCGCGCCUCUCGCCUCUGCCCCCAGCCAGGUGCCCCUGCCCCGUGGCACCUCACAGUGCCCCUGAAGACCUGCUGCUCAAGGCCCAGCUCCCAUGGACCCCCAAGGCUUCCCAGGCCCCUCACCCCAGAAUCACCACCCUCCUCGGUACUGGGCCAAGCCCCAUGCGUGCAGGAGGCGGCUGUAUCUGCCCCUGUACCCCUGGAGGGAAGGGCGGUCUCUGGGGUCACUGCCCUGGCAGCCCAUCCUCAGGGUGCCCCUCCAGCCUCUACGCCCGUGUGCCUGUCCCGCAGGACAGAAGGAGUGCUCAGACGAGGGGCUGCCCGGCCAGGCGUGGGAGGCGUCCUGGGACAACGCGGUGCCCUCUCCCUCAAUGUAGUCCUGUCCAGGGAGGCGCUCAGCCCCAGCUGGUGUCUGUGCAUGAAACAGAGCCCAGCAGCCCUCGCCCCCGGCUCCUGCAGUGCAGGGACAGAGCCCGGCGGGCCUCGCUCCUGGCUCCUGUGGUCAGGACCUGCCCAUCUGGCCUCAGUCCUGCUUCCCUCAUGGAGGCAGCCCUGGGGUUGAGGGGUCCCCGGCUCCAUCUUGCAGGCAGGAACUCAGACUCUGGGCAGGUUCUGGAGAAUCACACCCGGCGUGCACUCACAUUCACACUCAUGCUCACACUCCACGGAGCAGCCAAGGGCUGGGGCAAACCCUGCAGCCGCUGCCCAGCAAACCGCAAUGGUCCAGCCAGUAGGUUCCCGGGAGGAGGGUUUUUGAGGGGCUCGUCUGCACAGGCCAGCUGGAAUCCGCAUCAUUGGGCUUAAGUUUAAAAGAAAGGCAAGGCUGGUGCAGUGGCUCAUGCCUGUAAUCCCAGCACUUUGGGAGACUGAGAUGGGAGAACUGCUUGAACCCAGGGAGUUGGAGGUUGCAGUGAGUUGUGAUCGUGCCACUGCGCUCCCACCUGGGCAGCAGAGCGAAUCGGGCCACCGCACUCCAGCCUGAGUGACAGAGCGAGACCUCAUCUCAAAAAAUAAAAAAAUUAAAAAGUCAAUAAAAAUGAAAAAUGGCAGGGCGUGGUGGCUUACACCUGUAAUCCCAGCACUCUGGGAGGCCGAGGUGGGCAGAUCACCUGAAGUCGGGAGUUCGAGACCAGCCUGACCGACAUGGAGAAACUCCGUCUCUACUAAAAAUACAAAAUUAGCCGGGCAUGGUGGUGCGUGCCUGUAAUCCCAGCUACUCAGGAGGCUGAGGCAGGAGAAUCGCUUGAACCUGGGAGGCAGAGGUUGUGGUGAGCUGAGAUCACGCCAUUGCACUCCAGCCUGGGCAACAAGAGAAAAACCCCAUCUCAAAAAUAAUAACGAAAUUAAAAAAUAAAAAAAAGGCAGACACCUGAAGACACACGGGAUGCACGUUGGGGAGGUCACACUGCCACCCCCUGCUCCCACCCCUGCCCACAAUGUACACUUGGGGGCCCAGAGGUGGCACAGCCCUGCCUGCUUGGGCAAGAGGGCCUGGUGCUGACUUGGGGAGGGUCUAGUUUCCCUGAGGGCCCAAGGUGGUGGUCACAGCAGUCCCCUGAGCAUGCCCCACAAGGGCCUGACUGUGGGUGAGGGGCGCAGGGGGCAGUCGGCCCCAAGCUGGGCACUGCCCUGUGAGCCUGGCGGCAGCCCAGGGUCCCCCAGACCACACUGCCCAGGCCGGGGCUGGCCUCGCUGGCUCAGCGGGCCUCUGUCUCCAUGGGACCCUGCCCUGCAGCUGAUCUCCAAGGCCAAGGAGGCCCCAGUGGGGUGGGGCCUGGCCCCGGAUGUGGCUGACGUGUGUUGGAGCUGCCUGGGGCUAAGGUGCUGUGUU